This is a messenger RNA of Camponotus floridanus (Florida carpenter ant), 1005 nucleotides long. RefSeq lists its product as uncharacterized. The record is from RefSeq and is a predicted model, not a curated record. Bases 1 to 1005 code for a protein of 334 amino acids. The transcript is spliced from 4 exons. Lineage: Eukaryota; Metazoa; Arthropoda; Insecta; Hymenoptera; Formicidae.
AUGGAGCAAAUUCGCACUGAUGACUUCUUUCAACACAUCUCUCAAAGCAAGGACAUACCGGACACUGUUUCUGAUGUGUUAAGCUUGGGUGACAAUUUUGCGUUACCCAUUGAACAGAAACAAAAAAAUGAUCGCAACAAUCUUGUUUUGGAUGUUGUCAAGAAUUUCGAAGUGCAUAGUAAUAUUUUGCCAACAGAUACUAUUGAAACAACUAGAAUUUCUAUCUCUAACAUCCUUCAGAGAUUUCUUGACAACAAUAAACGUACCAAUUAUUCAGAUAGACGCAUUUUGCAGUCUUACGCGGUCUCCAAGAGAUAUUUACGCGAAAAUAAAGACAUCAUGGUCACGAGAGCUGACAAAGGUCAGAUCACUGUCGUUAUGGACAAGAGUGAUUAUUUCGACAAGAUGGAAUUGCUGCUGAAUGGUUGGUCCUUUGUCGAAAUUAUCAAGAACACUGAUAUUGACAAGGACAACAUUAUGGUUUCGUUGGAUGUGGCUUCAUUAUUCACUAACGUCCCAAAAGAUUUGGUAGUAAAGGCCAUACGGAAACGCUGGGAAGAUAUUGCCAAGAACACAAAAUUCAACCUUUCUCAAUUUUUAUUUGCAACGGAAUUGAUCUUGGAUUCAACUUGUUUUGCAUUUAACGGACGUUUUUAUGAGCAGAUCUUCGGCACCCCCAUGGGCUCUCCACUUUCACCUAUCUUAGCAGAUAUGGUAAUGGAAGAUUUGGAGAUACAAUGUCUAAACUCAUUAGGUUUUACCGUUCCUACUUAUUAUACAAGAUUUGUCGAUGACGUUUUCGCAAUAGUACCACGCGCAAAAAUCAACGAGAUCUUGACAAAGUUCAACAAUUAUCACGAGCGCUUAAGAUUCACUUAUGAGACUGAAGUUGACUCAUCCAUUAGCUUUUUGAAUGUAAAAAUUAUUCGGUUCGAUAAUAGACUUAUCACUAAUUGGUUCCGGAAACCUACAUGGUCAGGGAGGAGAUAUAGAGACAAGGAAUAG